Molecule: messenger RNA, 885 nt
Organism: Durusdinium trenchii
Lineage: Eukaryota; Dinophyceae; Suessiales; Symbiodiniaceae
Source: the annotation of a GenBank genome assembly
AUGGGUGAGAAAUCGGCUUAUUUGAUGCUCAUGGACGGCGAGACCCUGCGCCGCAUUGGCAAAGGCAGCGGCUUGGACCUCAUCGCCGCAACCAAGAGCUGGAUCGCCCGGACUGCCCUCUGCGCUCCACCGCAACUCUUGGCCAGAAACGCCCAGGGAAAAUUGACGGGGGAGAUCGUCGUGCAGCCCGAUCCACAUCUGUACUCCAAUAGCGAGGGCGUCCUUUUGAUGACUGUGGUGCUCACCACUGACAUCAAAGACACCCAUCUCUGGCAACCUGCAGGUGAUUUGAUGAGCUAUCGAUUGGGAAGCCCUCCCGUGCAGUGUGGACUUUGUGGCACCACCGUGGCGCUUCGGGAGCUCUAUGCGCACCAGAACGAGUGCCCUGAGGUGAUGGUGCCUUGCCCUCGCUGCGACAAGCGGGUGCUCAUCCGACAUCUCUCCGCCCACCAGAAAGGCGACGACUGCCUGAGCUCUACGGGCAUGGCGACGCAGACGGUGGAUCUGGACACCGAAGAUGUGGGUUCUCAAUGUGUGACGCCCGCGCUGCUGCCCGUGGGAGUGCAGACCAGUUACAGCUCGGCCAUGCUGGCGCCCAAGCUGGUGUGUGAGGAGCCGGUGGCAGCGCUGGUGCCCUUCUUGGCACUUCGUUGGGCGCCACCCACCCCGCAGGUGCGGCAGCUGCUGACAGAGUACCAGCUCACAGUGAGCGAGUUUGUGGGAGAGCAAUGGAAGCUUUUGAGAGUUGAACUCCUCGACAUCGAACGGCUGGAGAGGUCCUCGGGGAGCGGCGAGCUCCGCCACGAGCUCACGCAGCUGCGGCCGGGGACGAAGUAUCGGCUCGAGCUCCAGCUGCGGGCAUGCGAUGUCCCAAGGCGGUGUUGA